Molecule: messenger RNA, 2733 nt
Organism: Gigantopelta aegis
Lineage: Eukaryota; Metazoa; Mollusca; Gastropoda; Neomphalida; Peltospiridae
Exons: 14
Coding region: 77-1603 (508 amino acids)
Source: RefSeq, a predicted model, not a curated record
UCUGUAGUUGCGCUGAUCAACCAUUGUUUGCAGACCUUGCGCCUAGUAGCGGCAUUUUAACUAGUACAAUAAAAUCAUGAUUAAAAUAGCCAAAGCGAUAGAAGGCUCGUUACUUAUGCGGGUAAACAGUGUUUCAAAGGAAAAUGGAAAUAAACAUAUAGAAAUAGAAGACGACUCUGAGGAAACUAGUAUUAGAAAUAUCUUAUAUGACAAUGAUGAUCAUUCGUUUAAAGAUGUACAGUCGCAAACAAGACUGAAAGAUCGAAAUAUGUCCAAUAGUAAAAGUGGAUACCCUUGGACAGAUUGCUGGCAUCGAAGACCUUCAAAAGACAGUGUGCUUGAAGCAAACACCACAGAGGAAAAUGGACAACCACAGAAAGUUCGCUCGCGCCUUAUUGUACCAAAAAUUGUCAUAGAAGAUGUCGAUGAAGUGGUCACGGCAUUACCAAACGAAGACUGGAACAUGUUUGAAGAGAUUGGUAGACACUUUAUCAAGACUGAUGAAUUUAAGGAUAUAGCAACCAAUGUGUUUGCCAAAAGACAAAAUGAACCAAAACUAGACCGUCAUUUAAUAAAGGUAAUGGAAGGAAAAUUGCAAAAUGCAGAUGAUCAUAUGACAAGUAUUGGACCAGAGCUGACAAAGUGUCUUAACAGUGUUGAUGCAUGUUCCAGUGUCCUAGGAAUAUUGAAACAAGAUCUGAAUGCAAUGCAUAAAGCACACAAGAUCCGUAUGCAUAAUCAAAAGAACAAAAAGAAGAAGGACAAGGAUGAAAUUAAGAAGUUAAAAAACCAAAUGGAUCAGUUAACCCACUCUACCAUAGGUAUGGAGAAAAAGUUGAACUUCAUUGAAGAUGCUGAGAAGAACUCUGCUGUCCUUGAAGCCUAUGAGAAGCUGAACGGAAUACUCACAGACAUUGACAGUGAGAGGAAAAGGAAUAGAGAAACUGUUGAGCAGUGGAGUAUAACUACAACAGAAGCAGCAGAAAAUAUUAGAAAGAAAAUGAUACCAUUUGAAAAUCAGAGGAAUGAACUCCAAGACAACAUGAAGAGGCUAUCUGAAGAGCAUGACAAAAUGAUGUCACUGAUAAACCAAUCACGUGGAGGAAAGCCAAAGGGAUCACCAAUGCCAUCCUGGAAAAAAGAAACAGUGCUUUCCUGGAAACAACAACAAACCAAGUUUGACUGGAAACAACAUACGAGCCCACCCACCAAGAGACAAGGAUGUCCAAAUAACGCACCUGUGAACCUGUACAAUAAGGAAAGACAUGAUAGGUGGAAGCCAGAGAGUCGUUUUACGGAUGAAGAAUUGAAGAAAGACAUUGCCACCUUGACCGUGCACACAAAGACUGAUGGAUCAGUGAGUAAGGAAGAGAAAGCUUGUGAAAAGGCAGCACCUGAAGGGAAGGCAAAUGAAUGUAAGCCAGAGGAACACCAUGCAGCCAAGCCACUGGAUGAAAUGGCAUUACGUAGAAAAGUAAAGUCGGAAGAAUUACGGGAGUGGUAUGAAACAGAUUUCAAAACUAGAAGGGAUAUAUUAAAAAUGCAAAUUGAACAGACAUCAAGCAGAAUAGAUUCCAUGAGCACUGAUCGUCCCAAGGAAUAGAUCUUUCUUUGCGGACCUAUAGUUCAUUCAUGGUGAAAUGAGCUGGCUGAAAUAGAAGCACACACAUUUUGUCAGCUUGCAGUUUAACAUGUGACUGAUAUUACCUACUGACCGAAACCACUUUACAGGUGAAAAUUUAUUUUUGAAAAUAUAAUAAAUUCCGAAGUUGUAAACUCUCAUUUAAAAAAAACAAAAACAAAAUGGUUUAAUGCUUAAAAUAUCUUUAACAUAUUUAAGAAAAAUGUAUAAUACAUGUUGUUGUUUUUAAGUUUAUGAAAAUACAGUUUAUCUGGUUCUUUAAUUACUUAUUUUGCACUUUUAAUUGUUUAGUGAUUAUAAAAAAAGUAUGUAACAUAUCUAGCUUUAAUAAUAUAUAUAACAUUAUGCCAUUUUUUUUUUUUUAUUACCUUGCCUUUAUGUAUUUAUGUGAGUACAGGGUAUUGUUGUAGAUUGUAAUUUCAUCUUCACCAAUAGUUUAUUGUAAAAUCAUGUAGCAUUGUCCAGCAUAGUUUUUAAAUUUGUUUUUUUCCCCCCGUCACAGUACAUUUAAUUGAGCAGUUAGUGUCAUUUUGUCAAUUACUGUCAAAUUUAUUUUAUAUGAACUAUGUGUAGCCUAUGUAGUUGAUAGUAUUGUAACAUCAUGUUGCAUCCUUUGAAAUGGUUUCAAUUUAUAUGCCUUGUUCAGCUGAUUGGGGUACUGUGAAGAUGGAACUUUAUGUAACCAUUGAAAUAAUCCUUUGUUUUUAUAAGAUCAUACAAUACAUAUAUGUAUAUGUAUACUUUUAUUACAAUUUUAAUGCUAUACAUUUUAUUAGAUGUCAUUUUAUUUUAUACAGGUAUAUAUUAUUUUUACUAAACUUAUUUUGAUACUGCAUUCAGUUGGAGGUUUUUUUGUGUGCGUGUUUUAUAAACUCGUAUAUAUUACAGUAAUCUUUUUGUUUCUGUGCUGGAAUGAUGUCCUGGACUGAGCCUAUUUGUGACAUCUUACUAACUGGUGCAGUGUGUCAUCAUGUCAAAAUCUUUAAACUAACAGAGCUCUGCGUCACUUUAUUACAAUUUUAUUAUUAAUAUCACUAUAUUUUAUUCAGAUAUACAUUAUUUUCAAUAAACUUAUUUUGUUAUUGCAUUUA